Messenger RNA from Pecten maximus, 3758 nucleotides. Its product is annotated as alpha-N-acetylgalactosaminidase-like. Gene Ontology annotation, cellular component: cytoplasm. Bases 53 to 1276 code for a protein of 407 amino acids. Gene Ontology annotation, molecular function: alpha-galactosidase activity. Gene Ontology annotation, biological process: glycoside catabolic process; glycosylceramide catabolic process; oligosaccharide metabolic process. The transcript has 10 exons. Lineage: Eukaryota; Metazoa; Mollusca; Bivalvia; Pectinida; Pectinidae. The record is from RefSeq and is a predicted model, not a curated record.
AGACAGGACAGCAAAUAUUGAAGGAAUUAAGCUGUGAGUCACAGGCUGGACUAUGAAAGUUCAAGGUACAGAUAUGAUUCUCCCACUUCUUGUUCUUGUCAUCAUCGGCACAGUUUGGGGACUCGACAAUGGGCUAGCCAGAACUCCGCCCAUGGGGUGGAUGUCAUGGCAACGAUUCCGUUGUAUUACUGAUUGUGAAAAUGAACCAAAAAACUGUAUCAGUGAACAGUUAUACAAGGAUAUGGCUGACCGACUGGUGUCAGAUGGUUAUGCUGCUGUGGGCUAUGAAUAUGUCAACAUAGACGACUGCUGGAUGGCAAAGGAGCGUGAUGCCAAUGACCGUCUCCAAGCUGACCCAAAGAGAUUUCCUAAUGGAAUAAAGGCUCUUGCUGACUAUGUUCAUGGUAAAGGCUUAAAAUUAGGAAUCUAUGAGGACUUUGGAACACACACAUGUGGAGGUUACCCAGGUAGUAAGUUCUACAUGCAGUUGGAUGCUGAAACCUUCGCCUCGUGGGGUAUAGACAGUCUCAAACUGGAUGGUUGUUACACUGAAACAGCUGAUAUACCCAUAGGCUACCCCAUCAUGGAGCAGUUUCUGAAUUUGACAGGAAGGCCGAUUCUGUACUCCUGUAGCUGGCCAGCAUAUCUUCAGAAACCAACCUAUCAGGCCAUUGCCAAGAGCUGCAACAUAUGGCGUAACUAUGGUGACAUACAAGACUCGUGGGGUAGUGUUGAGUCUAUCAUCAACUUCUACGGAAAAGAUUCUGGAAAUUUUAGCAGUGUUGCAGGACCAGGAAACUUCAAUGAUCCUGAUAUGCUGAUCAUAGGAAACUUUGGGUUGAGCUACAACCAGCAGCGUGUUCAGAUGGCCAUGUGGUCGAUAAUGGCCGCUCCUCUACUCAUGUCUAAUGAUCUACGAAAUAUUCGGAAAGAGUCCAAAGAUUUAUUGCAGAACAAGGGUGCGAUUUCGAUUAACCAGGAUCCGCUCGGAAUUCAAGGAAGAUUGAUCCAUACCGCUGGUAAAAUACAAGUUUGGAAUAAACCAAUAACACCACAGGGAAAUUUUGCAUUUGCAAUACUGAAUUUUGGUGAUGGAGGACCAGGGUCACUAAUUUCCGUGAAGGGAGCCACCCUUGGCCUGGUAGAUGAUCGGGGUUACAACAUCACUGAUGCCUUCACUGGAGAGUACAGGGCUGCAGUCAAACCAAACUCAUAUUUCAACCUGACAGUGGUGCCUUCCGGUGUGUUCCUGGGUAAAGCGUACCUCCUGAAAUAAAUACCAUAAUUAGACAUUUUCACUUAGUUUCCUGUAGAAAUUUCUGUUAAGUAGAAAUCUGCAUAAGUUUGAGACUUAAAUUAUUUAACGAGAAUUAAGAUUAUUUUGGAUAUCUUUUCAAAUGUUCCUGGUGACUAUAAAAUUUGUGAUCAGAAAAAUUUGUAUAAUUAAAAAAUGAAAUCUCAUUUGAUUAUGGUAUUGAUACCCAAAAGUAAAAUUGUCCUCUUUUAAUGCUAAUUGAUUUAAUUAAUUUUCUUCAUCUGAUAAUUUCGUACAGCUACUCGUGAAAAAAAAAAAAGAUCUGUCCCUUCUGAUUGGCUGUAAAUUUUAUAAAAAAUCCCUUUUUGCAUAAGCGAUCAUUCCUGGUUCAUUAUAUUUGGAACUUCAAAUCCACAAAGCUAUUUGUUUUGAAGACAAUGACAUAUUGUGUAUUGUCUCUUGUUUGUUGUGCAAUACAAUUUUCACAAAUAAAGUCAUUUAAGAAGAUCUGUGAUGACUGAGGCUCAAACGAAGAGAGAUAUAUAUACUAUUUAUCUUUUGUUUUAUGUUUUGGGUCAAAGCAACAUUUAUUACUCGCUUGAUAUUUUUCACAAUGUAGAUAAUGGGUCUGUCAGACAGAUAGUGUGAGAUUUUGUCAGGUUUUGCCAUAUUUGACUUUUCUUUAUAUAAUAUAUUUAUUUUUAUAUUAUGUACCUUAUUUGUGAAUCAGAAACUUGCAAUAUGUCCUCAUGUAAAUCUGUUACUGGCUGGUCAUACUUUUUUCCCUUUAGAAGUAUUCAUUUAAUACGCUAAUGUUAAACAGUAAGAUACAUACAUCCUGAAAACAAGCUGUAACCUAAUUAACACGAAGUGAGUAUUUAUAUGAAUGGAGUUGGGGUAUAAUGAUAAACAAACAGUACUUCUAGUAUCCGAUUUUUAAAUUAGUUCCAAAAGAAUUAUUAAUUUUUAGUUAAAAUUUUCAUGUAGAUGCAGCAAAAACCAUUUCAGUGUCAUCACAGGUAUUUCAAAUUAUUUUGGUUGAGAAUUCCGAUAUCUUAGAGAGAGUUGUCUCCCUUCACUCUGUUCAGAGAAAAGUUCUAUCUAAAAUUCUUUCUAUCAAUUAUUAAUUAAUUGAAGCCACACAAUUUACAAAUAUAUCAGGAUGAUUGUGUUUUGACUGUAAAAGCUAAUAUAAAUGAUUCAGUAAAAGAUAUACACACGUGUUCCAGACCAGAAAUGGUAAGUUAAAGGGACGUUCCUUCAUUCAGACAUCAAAAACAUGCCAAAUUUCUAUUGAUAAAAUCUAUGCCCCAAUGAGGAUUAUAUGAGUUUUAGUGCCUACCAGUAAUGAAAGUAACGCUGAAAUGUACAGAAAAAUGAUGAUACGUACACAAGUACUGUCUGUCUUUGCUGUAAUAAGUGAUAUUUCGGGUCGAAUUGAGAAUUUUAAGGAUUUCAUACUUGAAGCACCUUGGUCUCCCUUGAGAUUAAAACUGCUGUACAUGUAUUAAUGUAAAGAUUAUAACUUUUACUACUUGGGAAAAAUACACAUUUCUCAUUAAGUUUCAUUUUGGCGACCUACACUUUAUUCAAACGAAAGAAUGCCCCUUUAAUGAAUGUGAAUACAAAUGGUAUGAUUAUUUAUUGAAAUUUACUGAAGUUGAAUUUAUCCAUAUGAUGAUUUAUUUUUUGGUGAACCGUUUCAUAUUUAACAAAUAGAUAAAAUCUAUGGCUCUGUCCUCUAGAUACAGAUGUCUGUGCUCUAGGGGUUUGAUAGACAUUUGUCAAUUUGUUUACUUGAUUGUCAAAAGAUUGCUUUAUUUUAAUUAUCAAUUUCCUUGAAUUUUGUCCAGUACAAAAAUGUAAAAGUUGUGCAUAAUCUUUACAAAAUUUAUCAUGGACUGUGAUCUGAUUGUUCAUGUGUGAUUAUGUCGACUACUUCAGUUUUAUUUUGAAAUGUUGUUAUGGAUAUGUACUUUUAUGUUUGUAUUUUCUGAUUACACUUCUGAACAUUCCAGCAAUUGGCAUAGUAACUUAAAAUUACUGACAUCUUGUACUAUGAAGCAGACACAGAGAGUGAAAGUCUUCUUAUUCUCAAAAUGUUCAUGAAAUAUAUGUAUACAUUUAUAUUUUCUAUCUAUGUUUACAAUGAAAUAUCUUAGAUAUCAUUAAAUCCAUUUUGUUCAUUUUUUUUUUUUAUUUUGUUAGUCUGGUAAAAGAAUUAUCAAUAUCUUAAACUUUGGCCUUUUAUUAACCUUACUCUAGGUUAGUAUUUUAAUAGUUGGGUUAAUAAAAAUCCAUGUUCACCUCAACCAAAGAUAAUAAUUGUUUUAUGUACCUGCCUUUAUUAUUUACUUAGUAUAUAUGAUCUGGAUGUAGAAUUUAGAUCUGAAAAGAGGACCGUUGGUCCCUUGUAUGUGUGGGUAUGAGGUAAAUAAAUUUGUAAGAGAUUUAAAUCCAUAUUCUGUAUUUUGUCUCCGCAAUAAAAUAAUCUGGAAAUUGA